AUGUCUCGAUAUAUUUUUACUAUAUUCUAUUUUUUUGUAUUUACCUUUCUAUUAAAUUUAUUCAUACUUGGUGCUAAUGGAGAUGUCAACGAUCAUUUAGAAAAAGGAAAAAAAUUAUUAGCUACAGGGCAAUUAGCAGAUGCUUUAACACAUUUCCAUUCAGCAAUUGAGGCUGAUCCGAAGAAUUAUGUUGCUUAUUUUCGACGUGCAGCUGUUUAUUUGGGUAUGGGAAAAUCUAAAGCAGCAUUACCUGAUUUAAGUAAAGUGAUUGAACUUAAACCAGAUUUUAUUGCUGCUCGUAUGCAACGAGGAAAUUUAUUAUUAAAACAAGGUGAUUUCGAUGAAGCAAAAACUGAUUUUGAAAAUGUUUUAACAUCCGAUGCAUCAAAUAGUGAAGCACGUAAUCAAUUUGAUUUAACUCAAAAAUUAAUUCAAUCAGCUCAAGAAGCUGAUGAUUCAUAUAAAAAUGCAGAUUAUACUAAAACUAUUGAAUUACUUUCAACAAUUAUUGAGAAUUGUCCAUGGGCAAUUAAAUUACGUGAAUUACGUGCUGAUAGUUAUUUAAAAUCAGGUGAUUUCCCUAAAGCAGUGAAUGAUCUUAAAGCUACCGCAAAAUUAAUACCAGAUAAUACACAAGCAUUUCUCAAAAUAAGUCAAUUACUCUAUUCCAUGGGUGAAGCUGACGAUAGUUUAACAAAUAUUCGUGAAUGUCUUAAAUUAGAUGCUGAUCAUAAAGAAUGUCAUGCACAUUAUACUAAAGUUAAAAAAUUAGCUAAACAACUUGAAUCAAUACGUGAUGCCAUAAGUCAAUCGAAUUGGAAUGAAUGUCUUAAUAAAGCAAAUCAAGUUCUUAAACUUUCAUCGGAUCCAUCAUCACAUGCAUUUAUAUAUCGUGCUCAUUCAUCGUUAUGUACGUGUAUGUCAAGAGGAAAAUCUCCAGCAAAAGAAACAAUUGAUAAAUGUACAGAAGUUUUAGAUACAUAUCAUGUAUCUGAUGCAGAAAUUUUAAUUAGUCGAGCUGAAGCCUAUAUAUUAAAUGAACAAUUGGACGCAGCAUUAGCUGAUUAUCAACGUGCACAUGAAACAGAAGAUUCAAAUCGUGUACAUGAUGGAAUAAAACGUGUACAAAAAUUAAUCAAACAAUCAAAGAAACGUGAUUAUUAUAAAAUUUUAAGUGUACGAAGAUCAGCAAAUAAAGCUGAAAUUUUAAGAGCUUAUAGAAAACUUGCUAUUAAAUGGCAUCCUGAUAAAUAUGAAGGUGAUGAUAAGAAAAAAGCAGAAAAAAUGUUUAUUGAUAUUGCUGCAGCAAAAGAAGUUUUAACUGAUCCAGAAAAACGUGCUAAAUUUGAUGGUGGUGAUGAUCCAUUGGAUGCUGAAGAACAAGCUCAACAACAUAAUCAAUUUCAAGGUGGUUUUAAUCCAUUUGGUGCUGGUAAUGGACAGGGUGGUUUUACUUUUCGAUUCCAUUUUAAUUGA
Adineta steineri is the source of this 1476-nucleotide messenger RNA. NCBI's taxonomy places the organism in Eukaryota, Metazoa, Rotifera, Eurotatoria, Adinetida, Adinetidae. The record is from the annotation of a GenBank genome assembly.